This is a messenger RNA of Drosophila rhopaloa, 2066 nucleotides long. It is a transcript of the gene Sply, whose product is annotated as sphingosine-1-phosphate lyase. NCBI's taxonomy places the organism in Eukaryota, Metazoa, Arthropoda, Insecta, Diptera, Drosophilidae. Gene Ontology annotation, biological process: carboxylic acid metabolic process; sphingolipid catabolic process. Bases 133 to 1770 code for a protein of 545 amino acids. Gene Ontology annotation, cellular component: endoplasmic reticulum. The transcript is spliced from 6 exons. The record is from RefSeq and is a predicted model, not a curated record. Gene Ontology annotation, molecular function: pyridoxal phosphate binding; sphinganine-1-phosphate aldolase activity.
AGAGAGCAACAGUUGUCGCACGGUCACUCUAAGCCGCAAUGUGUUUGUAGGAUUGAAAGUUUAGUUCAGGUUUAUUCCCGUCUUUCAAAGCUUCUCUGGUGAUAUAGCUGCCCACUGUACAGCUGCCCCAAGAUGCGUCCGUUCUCCGGCAGCGAUUGCCUGAAACCCGUGGCCGAGGGCAUCAAUCGCGCAUUUGGCGCCAAGGAGCCAUGGCAGGUGGCCACCAUCACGGCCACCACGGUCCUCGGAGGCGUCUACCUCUGGACAGUUAUCUGCCAGGAUGAAAGUCUGUACAUCCGUGGCAAGCGCCAGUUCUUCAAGUUCGCCAAGAAAAUUCCCGCCGUGCGCCGCCAGGUGGAGGUGGAGUUGGCCAAGGCCAAGAAUGAUUUUGAGACGGAAAUCAAGAAGAACAACGCCCACCUUACCUACACGGAAGUCCUGCCCGAGAAGGGACUCAGCAAGGAGGAAAUCCUGCGACUGGUGGACGAGCACCUCAAGACCGGUCACUACGACUGGCGAGAUGGUCGUGUAUCCGGUGCAGUCUACGGCUACAAGCCUGAGCUCGUGGAGCUCGUCACCGAGGUGUACGGCAAGGCCUCCUACACGAAUCCCCUACACGCAGAUCUCUUCCCGGGCGUCUGCAAAAUGGAGGCGGAGGUGGUGCGCAUGGCGUGCAACCUCUUCCACGGAAACUCCGCCAGCUGCGGCACAAUGACCACCGGCGGCACCGAGUCCAUCGUGAUGGCCAUGAAGGCCUUCAGGGAUUACGCGAGGGAGCACAAGGGUAUCACCAAACCGAACAUCGUGGUGCCCAAGACUGUGCACGCUGCCUUCGACAAGGGUGGCCAGUACUUCAACAUCCACGUGCGCUCCGUGGAUGUAGAUCCGGAGACCUACGAGGUCGACAUCAAGAAGUUCAAGCAUGCCAUUAACAGGAACACCAUUCUGCUUGUCGGCUCUGCCCCCAACUUCCCCUACGGAACAAUCGAUGACAUCGAAGCCAUCGCCGCUCUGGGCGUGAAGUACGACAUUCCCGUGCACGUGGACGCCUGUCUGGGCAGCUUUGUGGUGGCCCUGGUCCGCAACGCUGGCUACAAGCUGCGUCCCUUCGACUUCGAGGUCAAGGGAGUGACUAGUAUCUCCGCCGACACCCACAAGUACGGAUUCGCGCCGAAGGGAUCGUCGGUGAUCCUCUACUCGGACAAGAAGUACAAGGACCAUCAGUUCACCGUGACCACCGACUGGCCUGGUGGCGUGUACGGCUCCCCCACCGUAAACGGCUCCCGUGCCGGAGGCAUUAUCGCCGCCUGCUGGGCCACCAUGAUGAGCUUCGGCUAUGAUGGUUACCUGGAGGCCACCAAGCGCAUCGUAGACACAGCUCGUUAUAUCGAAAGGGGGGUUCGUGACAUCGACGGCAUCUUUGUGUUUGGCAAGCCAGCCACGUCGGUGAUUGCUCUGGGCUCCAAUGUGUUUGACAUUUUCCGGCUCGCGGACUCGCUGUGCAAACUGGGCUGGAACCUGAACAGCCUGCAGUUCCCCUCUGGCAUCCACAUCUGCGUGACGGACAUGCACACACAGCCCGGAGUGGCAGAUAAAUUCAUUGCCGAUGUGCGCAGCUGCACGGCGGAGAUCAUGAAGGAUCCCGGCCAGCCAGUGGUUGGAAAGAUGGCCCUCUACGGCAUGGCCCAGAGCAUACCCGACCGUUCGGUGAUAGGAGAAGUGACUCGCCUCUUCCUGCACUCCAUGUACUACACGCCCAGCCAGAAAUAGACGCCUGUAGCCAUCCUCCUACUCUUCUCCCACCCCACGGAGCUAGUGCAUUUCCUGUGCCGUAUUUAAACCACCAAAACACCGCGUUGUUAAACCUUCCUCAAACGCAAUUAUUCUAGCCUGCAAUUAGUGCUGUAAUCGAGGGUACAAAACGUCGUUCUACGCGAAUACGAUCUAUAUUCAUCCCAACUAUCAACAUUCGUUGCUCUUGGAGCUAUGUUAUUGAAAAGUGUUUUUCUGUGUAACUUGCUAGUGAAAUAAUAAAAUACCAUUAAUCAUUUUUGUAUACUCGAAAA